Molecule: messenger RNA, 2199 nt
Organism: Saccoglossus kowalevskii
Lineage: Eukaryota; Metazoa; Hemichordata; Enteropneusta; Harrimaniidae
Product: adhesive plaque matrix protein-like
Source: RefSeq, a predicted model, not a curated record
AUGGUAUCGUCAGAAACCUACAGCAACAUACCCAGUAUCGCCAGAAACCAACAGCAACAUACCCAGUAUCGUCAGAAACCUACAGCAACAUACCCCAGUAUCGUCAGAAAACAACAGAAACAUACCCCAGUAUCGUCAGAAACCAACAGCAACAUACCCCAGUAUCGCCAAAAAACCUACAGCAACAUACCCCAGUAUCGUCAGAAGCCUACAGAAACAUACCCAGGUAUCGUCAGAAACCAACAGCAACAAAGCCCAGUAUCGUCUGAAACCUACAGCAACAUACCCAGUAUCGCCAGAAACCAACAUCAACAUGCCCAUAUCGCCAAAAAACCUACAGCAACAUACCCCAGUAUCGUCAGAAGCCUACAGCAACAUACCCAGGUAUCGUCAGAAACCAACAGCAACAUACUCCAGUAUCGUAAGACACCAACAGCAACACAUCCCAGUAUCGUCAGAAACCAACAGCAACAUACCCCAGUAUCGUCAGAAAACAACAGCAACAUACCCCAGUAUCGUCAGAAACCUACAGCAACAUACCCCAGUAUCGUCAGAAACCUACAGCAACAUACCCCAAUAUCGUCAGAAAACAACAGCAACAUACCCCAGUAUCGUCAGAAAACAACAGCAACAUACCCCAGUAUCGUCAGAAGCCUACAGCAACAUACCCAGGUAUCGUCAGAAACCAACAGCAACAUACUCCAGUAUCGUAAGACACCAACAGCAACAUUCCCCAGUAUCGUCAGAAACCAACAGCAACAUACCCCAGUAUCGUCAGAAACCAACAGCAACACAUCCCAGUAUCGUCAGAAACCAACAGCAACAUACCCCAGUAUCGUCAGAAAACAACAGCAACAUACCCCAGUAUCGUCAGAAACCUACAGCAACAUACCCCAGUAUCGCCAAAAAACCUACAGCAACAGACCCCAGUAUCGUCAGAAACCUACAGCAACAUACCCCAGUAUCGUCAGAAACCAACAGCAACAUACCCCAGUAUCGCCAAAAAACACAGCAACAUACACCAGUAUCGUCAGAAGCCUACAGCAACAUACCCAGGUAUCGUCAGAAAGCAACAGAAACAUACCCCAGUAUCGUCAGAAACCAACAGCAACAUACCCCAGUAUCGCCAAAAAACCUACAGCAACAUACCCCAGUAUCGUCAGAAGCCUACAGAAACAUACCCAGGUAUCGUCAGAAACCAACAGCAACAAAGCCCAGUAUCGUCUGAAACCUACAGCAACAUACCCAGUAUCGCCAGAAACCAACAUCAACAUGCCCAGUAUCGUCCGAAACCUACAGCAACAUACCCUAGUAUCGUCAGAAAGAAACAGAAACAUACCCCAGUAUCGUCAGAACCCUACAGCAACAUACACCUGUACUGUCAGAAACCUACAGCAACAUACCCCAGUAUCGUCAGAAACCAACAGCAACAUACCCCAGUAUCGCCAAAAAACCUACAGCAACAUACCCCAGUAUCGUCAGAAGCCUACAGCAACAUACCCAGAUCGUCAGAAACCUACAGCAACAUACCCCAGUAUCGCUAGAAACCUACAGCAACAUACCCCAGUAUCGUUAGAAACCAACAGCAACAUACCGCAGUAUCGUCAGAAACCAACAGAAACAUGCCCCAGUAUCGUCAGAAACCUACAGCAACAUACCCCAGUAUUGUUAGAAACCAACAGCAACAUACCCCAGUAUCGUCAGAAACCUACAGCAACAUACCCCAGUAUCGUCAGAAACCAACAGCAACAUACCCCAGUAUCGUCAGAAACCUACAGCAACAUACCCCAGUAUCGUCAGAAACCUACAGCAACAUACCCCAGUAUCGUUAGAAACCAACAGCAACAUACCCCAGUAUCGUCAGAAACCAACAGCAACAUACCCCAGUAUUCUCAGAAACCUACAGCAACAUACUCCGUGUGUUCUUUUGUAGAAUGGGCCAAGUACUUGCUACAAAGUGGAGCAAAAUGUGUUUUGAGUGAACAUUACAAUCAAGACCCGUUGAAGCAGUGGUUUGGCAAACAUCGUCAAGCAGAAGGAUGCAACGAAAAUCCCACUGUACAGCAAUACAACAAUAAUACAGUCAACUGGCAAGGUUCAAAUGCUUUGCCGUCUGUUAGUGGCAACACAACUGCCUAUAGACAGGCACUCAAAUUCAUAGACAACACUCCUCUACAGAGGCGAGCUAGACAUGUAUAG